Messenger RNA from Leguminivora glycinivorella, 1174 nucleotides. Its product is annotated as cysteine and glycine-rich protein 2-like. The transcript has 7 exons. The record is from RefSeq and is a predicted model, not a curated record. The coding region runs from base 93 to 1142 and encodes 349 amino acids. Lineage: Eukaryota; Metazoa; Arthropoda; Insecta; Lepidoptera; Tortricidae.
CACCACCAACUUAAAGACUCCCGAUUAAUUAUUUUCAAUUAAUCAAACAUCAAUAUUCCCAAUUUGAACCAAAUUCACCAACAACUAUCGAAAUGGAAAACAAAUCUCAAGAUGUACCGAAAAAAUGCUUCUGCGCAAGAUGUUUUCAACCAAUAGAUGAAAAAGAAAAAAUCGAAAUCGAUGGACAAAACUUCCAUAGGGUGUGCGGCACGUGCUGCAUAUGCCGACACAUCCCCGCGAAACUGAAGAUGUUUUACGGCCAUGUCUUCUGCGAAGAGUGCUUCAAGACGUUUGUACUUGCGAGGCUCCGCGGGGAAACUCCGCAGGUUCACGUGGACAGCUGGUGGAUGCAGUUUGCACCGGGAGUCAAGGCUCAGGCAACUGCAAGUGAAGCUGGACAGCAACCUCCCAAACCGGAAGCGAAGCCGGAAACGAAACCGGAUGCGAAGCCUGAGCAGCCGUCUGAAUGCAAGCGUUGCGUGUGCGCCCGCUGCUUGCAACCUGUUGAUGACUCUGACAAAGUGGUCAUCGGUGGACAGGCGUUCCACUGUUGUUGCGCGAGAUGUUGCUCAUGCCACCAAGUGCCAAAAGACAACAUCAAGAUUUACUGCGGCCAAGUUUUCUGCGAGGCGUGCUUCAACCAUCACAUCAUGAGCCGCAACAGGGAUAAUCCUACGGAGUUUUUCAGAAGCUGCUUCGAGCAAUGGCAGAACAACCCCCAAUUCGCCGAGCACAUGCGUAUGUUUAUGGAGAGCAGCGCGAGUGCGCAUGCGCCGCUAGUCUUCAUGACACCGCCGACCUGCCGGGUCAAUGCGGAGAGAGAGGAAGUGGACUCCAAGUCCGCGACGCCCGCCUCGACUCUGCAGUCAUGGGACCUCACCAACUACUCGAGAACAGAGGUCUCGAAGCCAGAGUCGCAUUCUUCAGCCAAGCCCUCAACUAUGGCGGCCGCGGAAAAAAUCGAAAAGCUGACAAAAUACCUUCGAGAUACGUCAAAUUUUAAUACGGAAACGCCGAAAAAAUGGAAAAGAGAUUCGAUCGCUCCGAAUUGGAACCAUUUGUCACGGCCAGUUGUGUCGUCUCGUUCGAGUUGUCCUAAAUGUCUGUGGCAGUCCGGUACGAUUUAUGUCAAUCGUGAUUAGUGAUCGGGAGUUUAGUUUUGAAUAAAUUGUGG